Ictalurus punctatus (channel catfish) is the source of this 2155-nucleotide messenger RNA. It is a transcript of the gene optc, whose product is annotated as opticin. The coding region runs from base 596 to 1573 and encodes 325 amino acids. The transcript is spliced from 8 exons. Lineage: Eukaryota; Metazoa; Chordata; Actinopteri; Siluriformes; Ictaluridae. Gene Ontology annotation, molecular function: protein binding. The record is from RefSeq and is a predicted model, not a curated record.
AACAACAGAUCUUGUGGAGUGUUCCCGGUAUGCAGUGUUAGUACCCAUCAAAAGUGGUCCAAGGAAGAACAACUGGUGAACCAGCAACAGGGUCAUGGGCGGCCAAGGCUCACUGAUGCAUGUAGGGAGUGAAGGCUAGCCCGUCUGGUCCGAUUUCACAGAAGAGCUAUUGUAGCACAAAUUGCUGAAAAAGUUAAUGCUGGCUAUGAUAGAAAGGUGUCACACAUUACAGCUUGCUGUGUUUGUGGCUGUGUAGCGGCAGAUCACUGCUGACCUCUGUCCACCACUGAAAGCUCCUACAAUGGGCACAUGAGCAUCAGAACUGGACCAUGGAGCAAUGAAGAAGGUGGCCUUGUCUGAUGAAUCACGUUUUCUUUUACAUCAUGUGGAUGGCCGGGUGCGUGUGUGUUGCUUACCUGGGGAAGAGAUGGCAGCAGGAUGCACUAUGGGAAGAAAUAUCACCAAUUUGUAACUGUCACAGGCUCCAGUAGACCUGCACCCGACUCUGAGACAUUCUGCUGACCACCAGUUCUCGGAGACCAGCUUUCUUUAUAGCCGUCUACACACGCCAACAUCAAGACUCUAUGCAUAAAAGAUGGCACUGUAUGUAGUGGUUGCUGUGGCCCUGCUUGGCUCCUGUUGGGCAGCUCCUCCAGUUGAUUCUGAUCCUGCGAAUUAUGAUGUGGAUUUGGACAUGUGGGACCUAAACGACUAUGGAGAAACCUAUGAGUAUGAGGACUUGGAUGAGGAAGUUGGGAAUGCAGGGAUUUCGUUUGAAGUCGGGACUAUGGCUCCUCCUGCAGCCAUUACUCAUCUACCUCCUGCAGUUAUUCCUGAAGACAAAACAGAGGAAGUGACACUUUUACCACAGACCACCAAGCCCACAGUCCAUCCUACUCUGGACUUCAAGGGCCCUGGACUUUUUGGUCCUGACACUGGCCUGGGGAUGCCCACCUGCCUGCUGUGUGUGUGCCUCAGUGGCAGUGUGUAUUGUGACGAUGCUGAUUUGAUCGAGAUCCCCCCUCUGCCCAAAGGCACCACAUACUUUUAUGCCCGCUUUAACAAAAUUACUGCAGUCAAAGCAAAGGACUUUCUUAACCUGAAUCAGUUAAAACGAAUUGACCUAACAGGGAAUCAAAUCUCCGAGUUGGAUGAGGACACCUUCCACACUCUCCCACAGCUCCAGGACCUAUUUUUAGCUGACAACAGAAUCCCGUCUCUGCCUGAGCUUCCAACCACUAUGAGGCACAUCGAUGUUCGCAAUAACCAUCUCACGAGUGCCGGCAUUCACAGAGAAGGCUUUAAGGAAAUGAAAGACUUGCAGUUCCUGUACCUGUCAGACAAUCAACUGGACUACAUUCCUGUUCCGCUUCCUGAUAGACUACGAGUGCUUCACCUGCAGAACAACAACAUCCAGAGCUUGAAUGAAGACACAUUCUGCAACAGUCACGACCUAAGCUACGUACGCAAGGCUCUGGAAGACAUUAGAUUGGAUGGCAACCCAGUGGAUGUGAACCAGUAUGCUCAGGCUUAUGUCUGCCUGCCAAGAGUGCCUGUGGGAAACUCACACUGAGUAUUAGGAGGGCAUAUGGCUAUUCGAAUGGUUCUGCUUCAGUAGAUUCAGGUAUUAGGAGAGUCACUGUAUUAGAUAAUAUAGCACAUGUAAGUCUUGGCACUAACUGACCAAUCUUUUAUUCAAAUGGCCACUCAAAAUGGACAAAGUAUGUAUAGAAAAUACUUUGUUUUUUUAGACUAUUUACAUUAUUUUCUUUUGCUCAUUUAUUUAAAAAAAAAAAAGAAAGAAAAAAAAGCUGAGCUCCUUAAGUAUCCUUUAGUAAUCGACCUGAUGUCUUGAAAUAACUUACCUGAACCCAAUCUUCCUUAUGCCAUUUUUGGUCACAUGAUAUGUCUGAAUUAAUUGAAUUGCUGCUGAACACUUAAAAUUAGAAAAUUUAAAUAUUUUUUCUUUGGUCUGAAAUUGCAUUUUCAUUUUUGUUUAAAUGUCUAACAUUUAUGGUCUAGAGGUUAAACUGUGAUACGACCAUAAAUGUUACAAAAACAUGUUCUAACAGAAACAUAAAUGUUACAGAAAAAUGUUACUCAUCCUAGAGUCUAGGAUGAGUGUGUUAAUAAAGCUUCAGUUUCUACCUCAGAA